Molecule: messenger RNA, 1291 nt
Organism: Cavia porcellus (domestic guinea pig)
Lineage: Eukaryota; Metazoa; Chordata; Mammalia; Rodentia; Caviidae
Gene: Stx19
Product: syntaxin 19
Exons: 3
Coding region: 368-1252 (294 amino acids)
Biological process (GO): synaptic vesicle fusion to presynaptic active zone membrane; exocytosis; intracellular protein transport
Cellular component (GO): synaptic vesicle; plasma membrane; presynaptic active zone membrane
Molecular function (GO): SNAP receptor activity; SNARE binding
Source: RefSeq, a predicted model, not a curated record
AACUGGCAGAACCAGAUUCUCCAGGUGUGAAGUAAGCAAUCUGUUCUUCUCUUUUAAUAUUAACAGCAAAAGCACAACUUUAUCUUCAACUUAUUUGACUUUAUUAUCUGGCUUUCAAUUAACUACAUGAGAACAUACAGAAACCAGCCUGUGACCUGUAAGACAGAGAUUUACAUAAUUGAUCAAACAUUACAGCAGAUGAUACUCAAAUUUUCUCUGCGGCAGGACUCCAAUACCACAGUGGAAAAACAACCAAAGGAACAAGACAGAAAGGAUCUGUAACAGGGUGGAGAAAGUUUUAGAGUCAUAUAAGUUUACUUUUCUACUUCCUAGAACGAAGUGUCAAAGUUGACUACGGAAAGGGAAGAUGAAAGACCGACUUCAAGAACUAAAGCAGAGAACAAAGGAAAUUGAACUCUCUAGAGACAGUCAAGUGCUGGCUACGGAAGCAGAGGAUCAAGGGGUGUUUGAGCAACAAGCUGUUAUUUAUGAAAGAGAGCCUGUGGCCAACAGACAUCUACAGGAGAUCCAAAAACUACAAGAGACUAUUAACAACUUCACAGAAGAUGUUCAAAAAUUUGGACAGCAUCAAAAAAGUCUGGUGGCUUCAAUGAGAAGGUUUAGUCUACUUAAGAGAGAGUCUAGCACUACAAAAGAGAUAAAAACUCAGGCAGAACACAUUAACAGAAGUUUGGGUGAGUUAGUUAAAGAAGUUAAAAAGUCAGAGGCUGAAAAUGGACCAUCGUCAGUGGUCACUAGGAUACUUAGAUCUCAGCAUGCUGCAAUGGUCCAUCAUUUUCAGCAAACCAUGUUUAUGUACAAUGACACAAUAGCGGCAAAGCAAGACAAAUGCAAGACAUUUAUUUUCCGCCAGCUUGAAGUUGCGGGAAAACAGGUGCCUGAAGAAGAAGUACAUGAGAUGCUUCAUCAAGGAAAAUGGGAAGUUUUCAGUGAAAGCUUACUUACAGAAAUCACUAUCACAAAAGCACAGCUCUCAGAAAUAGAACAGAGACAUAAAGAACUUGUUAACUUGGAGAACCAAAUAAAGGACUUAAGGGAUCUUUUUAUUCAGAUAUCUCUUUUAGUAGAGGAACAAGGACAGAGCAUCAAUAAUAUAGAAAUGAUAGUGAACGGUACAAAAGAUUAUGUUAAUAAUACUAAAGAGAAAUUUGGACUAGCUGUAAAAUACAAAAGAAGAAACCCAUGCAGGACACUGUGUUGUUGGUGUUGCCCAUGCUGUAGCUCAAAAUAAAGUUACUUUAGAAACAUGUCCAGUAAAAGAUUUCCCACA